AGUUGGCAGAAUGGUAUUUUAUUAUUUGGUUGUAAAGGAGAAGGCGAUGCAGUCAUGUGGGAAGCUAGCAUACAGAAGAUCAUAUAGAUUUAAGGCCUCUUCAUGCCCUUAUAAGACACACCCUCGAGAGCUUUUCCCUGAGGGAAAAAACCCCCAAAAAAUAGCAAAAAGAAGAAGAAAAAGAAGCCUGAAAAAGAUAUAAAGAGAGAGAGACAGAAACAAAAGGGUUGAAUCCAUGGUGUCUAGAGAGCACAAGAAGGCCGCUUUGCAUGAAAAGCUUCAAUUACUUCGUUCUAUUACCAACUCUCAUGCUCUAAACAAGGGCUCGAUUAUAGUGGAUGCAUCAAAAUACAUCGAGGAGCUAAAGCAGAAAGUAGAAAGAUUGAAUCAAGAUAUAGCAACAGUUCAAAAUUCAAUCCACCCAAAUCAUCCCAUGGUCACAGUGGAAGCCCUCGUAAAGGGAUUUUCUAUAAAUGUAUUCUCAGAAAAGAGCUGUCAAGGCCUCCUUGUCUCAAUAUUAGAAGCCUUCGAAGAGCUGGGGCUCAAUGUUCUUGAAGCUAGGGUUUCCUGUACUGAUACUUUCCAAUUACAAGCUUUUGCAGAAAUUGAGGAACAAGGAGAGGAAGCCAUGGAUGCUCAAGCUGUGAAAGAAGCUGUAGUUGAAGCUAUAAAGAGCUGGAGCCAAAACGGUGAACAAGAUUAAAAAAAAACAUCCUUAAUUUCUCCAACUUUUUCCGAACCGCGGCGUUUUUUUUUUUUUAUUUAUUGUUCUUAACUUCUUUGUGUUUGUAAUGUGUAAAAAUUAAUCAAUGGAAAAACCGAUUGAUUAAGGUUCUGGAAAAUAAAGGAAAAUAAAGUGAAUGGCAACCAUUGCAGCAACAAG
Cucurbita pepo subsp. pepo (vegetable marrow) is the source of this 883-nucleotide messenger RNA. Its product is annotated as transcription factor bHLH61. The record is from RefSeq and is a predicted model, not a curated record. Gene Ontology annotation, molecular function: sequence-specific DNA binding; protein dimerization activity; DNA-binding transcription factor activity. NCBI's taxonomy places the organism in Eukaryota, Viridiplantae, Streptophyta, Magnoliopsida, Cucurbitales, Cucurbitaceae. Gene Ontology annotation, cellular component: nucleus. Gene Ontology annotation, biological process: regulation of DNA-templated transcription.